Messenger RNA from Exophiala spinifera, 723 nucleotides. RefSeq lists its product as uncharacterized. The coding region runs from base 1 to 723 and encodes 240 amino acids. The record is from RefSeq and is a predicted model, not a curated record. The transcript has a single exon. NCBI's taxonomy places the organism in Eukaryota, Fungi, Ascomycota, Eurotiomycetes, Chaetothyriales, Herpotrichiellaceae. Gene Ontology annotation, molecular function: N-acetyltransferase activity.
AUGCUCACGGCUCAGCUCGUCACUACACAGCCACCACCCCCGCCGCCGCCACAACCACCGACGGCAGAGUACUCUUUCAACCCGCACAUCUCGUCUCCAACAGCGGUCCAGUUACGGCCUAGAUCUUCAGAUGUCGCAAACGCCGUCGUCAAGAGGACAAAGCAGCCACCGUUCAAGAUCCGACAAGCGACCCUCGCCGACGCCCCGGCCAUCGCCAAGCUGGGCGCGACCGUCUUCUCGACGACGUUUGGCUUUUCAAUUCCCACGGCGGAUCUGAAUGCGUAUCUGCACGAGGCGUACAGCGUGGGUGCCAUCGAAGACGACAUCCGCAGCUCGCAGACUCACAUCAUCGUCGCUUGCGCCGAGGACGAGGACGACAACGUCAACAACAACGACAACGACAGUGGUCGCGUCAUCGGGUUCGCACAGCUGACUGAAGGCACCACGGAGCCGUGCAUCGAGGACCUGGAGAAUAUCGUCGAGUUGCAGAGGUUGUACGUCGACGCGGACCAUCAUGGACUCGGCGUUGGGCGGGCCCUGGAGCGCGAGAUGGAGCACAUGGCGAGGCUGAUGGCGUACAGGAUCGUCUGGCUCGGUGUGUGGGAAGGGAACUUCAAGGCGCAGAAGGUGUACGAGACGCUCGGGUUCACGAGGGUCGGCGAGCACGAGUUCAAGAUGGGGAAAUGUAUCCAAACGGAUUGGAUAAUGAUCAAGGACUUGUAG